CCCGUUUCAAAGGUCAAGAUAUCACGAGCAGCGAGAUCUGAUAUCGCGGGCGAUAUUUGCGAUGCUUCUUGACUUUUUCACGGGAAUCCAAACGUUUCAGUGCGACGUUGAAAUCGAGAAACGACAGUCGUGAUUUUGGAACCGCAGCAGCAGCAGGAGCAGCAGGAUGAUCAAAGAAAUUUUUUUGCUUUCGAUCGUUUUGGCUUUGGCCAUCGAAUCGGCGUCUGCUACCACAGUUUUAAAAUGUGGAACUACCGACCCGCUUCCGGACUCGAACGCGGUGCAGAUAAAAAACUGCAAUGAGCCACCGUGUACCCUUAAACGGGGAACAAAAAUAUGGAUCAAGCAGACUUUCAAACCGACGAGGAACAUCGCCAGCCUCACGACGAAGGCUUCGGGCACUUUGAACGGAGGAGUGACCAAGGAGUUCGAAAACGUCGACGGAUCGAACGCCUGUGAUUUUAUCUCCGAUCCUUCGGGAACGCCCGUCGGUUGUCCGCUCACGAAGGACACGGAAUACGUUUACAAAAGGGAAUUCCCGAUCGCGAGAAAAUAUCCAGUGUCAAACGUGAAAGUGCAUUGGGCGCUUGUCGAAAACGGUGAGGACAUCACGUGCUUCGAGGUUCCAGUGCAUAUACGGCAGUAAUAUGGAUUCCUGUGACAACCCCAAAGCACCGCUCAAACGAUAAUUCUGGUCAAUUAUCAUCCGCGUUGCUUAAAGUAUUUGCGAUUCUCGAUGCAAUUUAGCUUGAAUAUUUUUAUCGGUUGUCUGUUAAUUUUCAAGUAUUUCUUCCUUUCAUGGGCAACGUCAAUUUUUUUUCUCUUUUUAUAUCACUCAAAAUUCUUCCAAACGGCGAAA
Molecule: messenger RNA, 859 nt
Organism: Diprion similis
Lineage: Eukaryota; Metazoa; Arthropoda; Insecta; Hymenoptera; Diprionidae
Product: NPC intracellular cholesterol transporter 2 homolog a-like
Exons: 3
Coding region: 167-646 (159 amino acids)
Biological process (GO): sterol transport
Molecular function (GO): sterol binding
Source: RefSeq, a predicted model, not a curated record